This is a messenger RNA of Drosophila grimshawi, 3356 nucleotides long. RefSeq names its product protein lin-54 homolog (gene mip120). The record is from RefSeq and is a predicted model, not a curated record. Gene Ontology annotation, cellular component: nucleus. Gene Ontology annotation, biological process: regulation of DNA-templated transcription. NCBI's taxonomy places the organism in Eukaryota, Metazoa, Arthropoda, Insecta, Diptera, Drosophilidae.
GAUCAGCCAUUUCUUUGCUCUUAUUUGCGCUGGCUGUUAACUCAUAGUACUGAGUAAUGUUAACUGCCAUGCAACCGUGCGUCCAAAUAGGCUGUUACAGACAAACAACAACUGUAACCUCAUCGCCAACAUACAGUUGUGAAUUUCGCUAUUUAAAUUGAGUUUUGAAUACAGUUUGUUGAAAGGCAUUAGAAGUGUAAAUAAAAUAUUUGAGUACUAUAUGAAGUUUUCAAAGAUGUGUAUUUAGUUCAUAAUCAUAAAUGCAAGCGUUUGUACUUUAAAAUAAUUAAACGUGUCUGCCGCAACUGAUAGCCUUGCUCUACAGACGAAUAGUAGCCAUAAGAUUUGCUUGUUUUGUUUUGAGUUGUGCGCGCACACACAAGCAAACAUAUACAAUCAAGUUUACAUAAAUUAUUACUGACGAGCGAAUAAAUUAUUAUGGACAACAGCGUAAUUUCUGAUAUUGAUGAACUAGGCGACACCACACCAAUACCUGAGCUUACCUUUUUCGAUUUGCUGGAGCCAACCGAAACGUCUAGAGAUCAACACAUGAAUGCUGCUGAAAGCGAUGGUGAUGGCGCUGAAGACGAUGAGAACAAAACAUCUUCGUCAGCUUCAGCAAAUGCAUUGUUAAAUACCCCGGGAUCCAAAAAAGUGCCAAUUGUGCGAAUAUUGGAGAACAAACGUUUAACGGCACCAUCACCCAUGGGCACGCCAUUAAAAAAUAUGUUAGGCGGACAUGUUCGAGUAGUAACGCCCACAAAGAGCACUAAACCGACGGACGUUAAAAUCGUAAAUCAGCUGCAGGCGAAUCCUUUGAAAGCUAUUGCUAACUCAGCUGUUAAAAUUGGCAGCACCACAAUAGCAGCACCAACAGGCUCCGGCUCAAUUUCAGCUCAACCAUCUUCUAUGCAAAAGAAUAUGAGCAGUGUCACAAUGACUCAAUUAAAAACAGCCGGUGGUCAAGUGCUGUUCAUCCAAAAAUCUUUGUCCAGUAUGAGUGGAGCCAUUUCAAAAGUGAGCCAGUCGUCAACAGGCGCCGCCAUACGGCAAGCCAUUAUUUCUAAAGGUGUCACCUUGUCUGGUACUGGUACUGGUCAAAUUAAGAGUAUCGCAUACACUGCGCCAGUGACUGUCAGGGGAUUAACGACCACUGGUACGCCUAAGCCAACACCACAAUCAAGUACCAAUAUAAUUACGUCAACAACUGAUAAUCAGUCACAAGCUUUGGUUAGAAAUCCACCAUCAGUAGAAGUUGCAUCUGAAUCUGUAACGGUUUCCGCGAAGAUGCCCAUACAAGUGCGCACGGCCGAUGGCAAGUUAGUCAAAUUAAAUCAGGGGACUCCCUUGCUGUUAAAUUCCAAGCCUACAACAGUAGCGGUUAAGCCCAGCAUAACUACCUCUUUGGCAAGCACCAACAACAGCAAUAAGCUGAUAACCAAGUCUGCAGCACAAGUUAUCAUAAAGGGGCCGUUGAAAACGCUAACUGCGAGCGCAUCGGAAAGACCCGCCAUCAAUAAUAUAAGCAGUAGCAUCAGCAAUACAACAACCAGUGGCAGCAGCAGUGCAGCAUCGCUACCAACAGCCCCUACAACAAUUCCAACAGGAAAAAUGCUGGUACAAAGCUCAACAGGCAAACAAAUUGUUGUCGCCAGUAAAAAUAUUAUUAAACUAUCGCCGAAGACGGGCGCCAGCGCCUUAACUAAAACCAACGCAAUUGGUACCGCCAGCGGUCUACACACAAUUCAAGUGCAGGGAAAAAGCGGUGUGCAGUAUGUGCGCGUAUUGCCCAACAAUAAUAAUGAAAUCAUAGCUUCAAGUCGUAACAGCAAUACCUCCAUCAGUGUACCUGUGAGCAACACCAGCAAAAUAGUUAUGAAAACAAUGGGUAGCAUUGUCCCCCUCCCAUCCAUGCAAACAUUAGUUCCCAGGAGAGCACCUGGAACGGUAUUCAACGCAGUACAAGCUAAGACCCCCAUCACCAACAGCAGUAGCUUGGAGGUCGCACGCAAGAACCGGCUGUCCGACAUCAAUGUGCAAAUAAAGCAUCUGGCGAUCGAUAACAGCAGCGACGCCGGUGGACCAGAGGCAAAAAAAGCACAUUACCUUAUUGCAAUGCCGCAAACGAAAUCAGCAGCAAUGCCAGCGAAUCCAACAGCCACCAAACAUAUGUUGAUAGAAGCACGGCCAUCACAAAUGCAACGCGUAUCGGUGCAGGGCACCAAUAAGACUGUCAGCAGUAUCAGUAGUAACACCACUCACAAGGUCUACAAUCUGGUCACAAAAAGUGAUGCAAAUGGCGUCAAGUAUAUGAUCUGUAACAAAGGAGGCGAGGGAAAGCCACGUACAGUCUUUAACACUACAAUGAGACGUGGCUAUACGCUUGCUGACACCAAAUUGCGUCGUCCCAUAACGCUGACAGCCCAACAGUUGCGCAUGAGGCAAAUGAAAUUGCAGCAGCAGAGACAGGUGAUUGCACAGGCUAAACUUCGACAGGAACAGCUUCAGAAACGGCAACAGCACUCGUCGCAAACAAAGUCUCCACAGCAGAAACUGCCAAUAUUACAAUCGUCGUCAACGCAGGACAAUAAGUUGUGUGUGCCAGCCAAGCCAUUAUUUGACAUACUUAAGCCCGCACCAAUGCCAACGCCGUCGCCUGCGGCGUCUGCAUCCCUUGAUGUACUGGGCGGAUCCCGACGGAAGCACUGUAACUGCAGCAAAUCUCAAUGCUUAAAACUCUACUGUGACUGUUUUGCCAAUGGUGAAUUUUGUCAGGAUUGCACUUGCAAGGAUUGCUUUAACAAUCUGGAUUAUGAAGUCAAGCGAGAGCGUGCCACCCUGGAGCGUAAUCCCAGCGCAUUUAAGCCAAAAAUUACGGCGCCGAACUCUGGGGACAUGCGCUUACACAAUAAAGGCUGCAAUUGCAAACGAUCGGGAUGUCUAAAAAAUUACUGCGAGUGCUACGAGGCCAAAAUACCCUGUUCCACCAUGUGUAAAUGCGUAGGGUGUCGUAAUAUGGAAGAUCGUCCGGAUGUCGAUAUGGACUCUAUAGAUAAUUUUGCAGACGUAGCGAAUAAAAGAAAAGAACUGAACGGGACAUAUCUGCAGGACAAUCGUUCGAAUGUUUAUCUAACAGACGAUGUAAUAGAAGCGACUAUAAUGUGCAUGAUAUCGCGCAUUGUUAUGCAUGAGAAGCAAAGAAUGUGUAAGGACUCUACGGAGCGGGAGGUGAUGGAAGAGUUGGGCGAAAGCUUAAAUCAGAUUAUUACAUUUGCCAAGGAGAAAAACGAUACACUUCAUAUGGACGAUCCCAAGACAACGGCCUAAAAGAUUUGCUUGAAAGUUAAUUAUAUUCU